AUGAACAUUUUAAAUCCACCAUCACUUGAAGAUAUUGAAAGGGUCAUAAAACAGCUACCAAAGAACAAAGCAGCAGGUCACAACUUUGCAGCUGAAAAAUAUACAUCAACAAUAACACCAAUACAAAUUCUUAACAAUACCAUAGAACAUGUCAAUCAACAUAAAAUUACCUUCAUACAUUUUUUUCAAGACAUGUCAAAAGCUUUUGAUAAUGUAGACCAUCAAAGACUUAAAAUAGCAUUAAAAUGUAUUGAACAAGGUGAUCCACUCUCACCAAUUAUAUGGAAAAUAUUUUAUGACCCUAUUUUAGCACAUAUUACCAACAAUUAUGAAACAGACCUAUUAACAAUUAAAACAACUUCACUUGAACAAAUAAAUAUGCCAAAUAAUCACCAUAUUAAUUGGAACAAAUCAGGCCUGCUAAUCAUCAAUAAUAAGGAUACAUCAAUACUAGAUGAUAGCACAGUUAUCCAACAAAUGCCAAAAAGCAACACCAUCUGA
Messenger RNA from Entrophospora sp. SA101, 501 nucleotides. NCBI's taxonomy places the organism in Eukaryota, Fungi, Glomeromycota, Glomeromycetes, Entrophosporales, Entrophosporaceae. The record is from the annotation of a GenBank genome assembly.